Molecule: messenger RNA, 2605 nt
Organism: Cicer arietinum (chickpea)
Lineage: Eukaryota; Viridiplantae; Streptophyta; Magnoliopsida; Fabales; Fabaceae
Product: mannosyl-oligosaccharide 1,2-alpha-mannosidase MNS1-like
Biological process (GO): mannose trimming involved in glycoprotein ERAD pathway; carbohydrate metabolic process
Cellular component (GO): Golgi membrane; endoplasmic reticulum
Molecular function (GO): calcium ion binding; mannosyl-oligosaccharide 1,2-alpha-mannosidase activity
Source: RefSeq, a predicted model, not a curated record
UCUGCCUCUGAUGAGUUUUAGAAUGAGCAGUACCACUAUCUCCAUUUUUCAUAAAAUUCACCACAAUCUUUCACUUCGCCUCGCUCCUUCGUUCGUUCGUUCCUAAAUCGUGGAGCGCAGAAACAGAGGAAACUCCUCCGAUUUUUAUUCCCAACAUUCCUUACAUGUAACCCUUUCCCCUUUUGCAUUGCACCCAUGAUUCUCAUUUCUCUCCUCUCUACUACAAUUUACAAUUACAACUCUCACAAUAUUAUUAUUAUUUUACUAUCUCUCCGCUCCCAUGUUCUUUCUUAAUUCUUCGAUUAAUUGAAUCAAAUAAAUCAUCAUCAUCACUGUAACAUUUCUGGAAUAAUGGCGAGGAAAACUUCUUCGUCGUCGACAUUUCGUUACGUUCAACCUCGGUAUUACAUUAAGAGACCUAAACGACUUGCAUUCGUCAUUCUCCUUUGCAUCUCCAUUGCAUGGUUUGUCUAUGACCGUCAAUUACUCAAUAAAGAGCAUCAGCAAGAUAUUUUCAAAUUAAAACAAGAGGUUACCCGCUUGCAAAAAACUCUCGAAGAUAUGAAGGGAAAUAUGAAUGGCUCAGAAGAAAGUAUCCAAACUGAUCAAAAAAUCAAUAAAUUCAAAACCGGUGUUUCUGUUGUUGAGGAGGAUGAUCCUAUUAGCUUACAACGAAGAGAGAAAGUUAAAGAAGCUAUGCUUCAUGCAUGGACAUCUUAUGAAAAGUAUGCUUGGGGCAAGGAUGAACUUAAGCCACACUCAAUGAAUGGUGUUGACAGUUUUGGCGGUCUAGGUGCAACUUUAGUUGAUUCUCUUGACACAUUAUUUAUAAUGGGCCUUGAUACCCAAUUCCAAAGAGCUAGAGAGUGGAUUGCGAAAUCAUUGUAUUUCAAAAAGAACAUCGAAGUUAGUGUGUUUGAGACAACCAUAAGAGUUUUGGGCGGACUUCUUAGUGCUUAUGAUCUCUCUGGCGACGAAGUCUUCCUUGAAAAGGCUAGAGAUGUUGCAGAUAAGCUGCUGCCUGCUUGGGAUACACCUUCAGGAAUCCCUUACAACAGAAUUAACUUGGCUUAUGGCAAUACAAAUAACCCUAGGUGGACACGGGGGAACAGUAUUCUUGCAGAUUCUGGUUCAGAGCAGCUUGAAUUUAUUGCUCUCUCUCAAAGGACAAAUGAUCCAAAGUACCAGGAAAAGGCUGAGAAGGUCAUCAAAGAGCUUCAUAGAAGUUUUCCCGAGGAUGGGUUGCUUCCCAUAUAUCUUAAUCCACUAACUGGAACUAAAUCAGCUGGUGCAAUUACAUUUGGUGCUAUGGGUGAUAGCUUCUAUGAGUAUCUGCUCAAGGCCUGGAUACAAGGAAACAAGACUGAAGUAGUAAAGUUUUAUAGGGAAAUGUGGGAAACAUCAAUGAAAGGUCUGCAAAGUUUGGUUAAGAAGUCAACACCGUCAUCUUUUGUGUACAUAUCUGAGAAACUUGGAAAUGCACUCUUUGACAAGAUGGAUGAAUUAGCAUGUUUUGUUCCUGGAAUGCUGGCUUUGGGAUCUUCUGGCUACGGCCCUGGAGAAGGCGACAAAUUUAUGGCUCUUGCAGAGGAGCUUGCAUGGACCUGCUACAAUUUUUACCAGUCUACUCCAACUAAAUUAGCGGGGGAGAACUAUUACUUCCGCAAGGGAGAGGAUAUGAAUGUUGGUACCUCAUGGAAUAUCCAAAGACCUGAAACAAUUGAGUCACUAUUCUACCUCUGGCGUUUCACUAGAAACAAAACAUACCAAGAAUGGGGUUGGAAUAUUUUCCAAGCAUUUGAAAAGAACUCUCGCACUGAGACAGGAUAUGUUGGACUCAAAGAUGUAAAUACAGGUGACAAAGACAAUAUGAUGCAGAGUUUCUUCCUGGCAGAAACCCUCAAGUACCUCUAUCUCUUGUUUUCACCUUCUUCAGUUAUCUCUCUUGAUGAAUGGGUGUUCAACACCGAGGCACACCCUUUAAGAAUUGUGACUAGAAAUGCUCAUCAAGAAGGACAGAGUAUGGACCAAGAGGAAAAAAUUCCCCGUCAUUUGCACGGUAGGAAAGAAGGUCGACUUGAUUACUAGUUAAGGGUUGCUGCUUUAUGAUUGUAAUAAGCAAACCCUGAAGGUAUGCAUGACUUCCCUACUCUCAAAUAUCCAAGACUUCUUGGUGCUUCGUGACGACCCUUGCCACUGUCUUGCACGAAAGUGAUCCACCAUUUUGAUUGAUGCUUGCGGAGGGGUGAUUUGUCCUGCUCUAUCAACAUACAGGUGGUUUGUUUGUCAUCUCCAAUCUGAAGUUAUGCGGGUAAUGUGGUAAAGAUACUUAGAAGAUUAUUUCCUUGCUGUAGUGGUAGGAUAAAUGUGGGUGUAAAGGCCUAUGUAGAUAUCAAAACCUCUUUACUUACUAAGUUACUAUUUUGAUUUUUUUUUUUUGUACUUGUAAAUUCUUGUAUAUCAUCAAUUGACUGACCACUGACAGGAACGUGGUGCAAUAUGAGAUAUCAGUUCUGAAACUGUAAGAUUAUCUGGCUCUUCCAAUUCAAGAUUGGGCCAAUUUGAGUUUGUGUGUUAAAAUCUCCUGAUAUCAAUGCUCUAGAAA